This is a messenger RNA of Gigantopelta aegis, 3021 nucleotides long. RefSeq names its product mucin-2-like. The transcript is spliced from 6 exons. The coding region runs from base 1 to 3021 and encodes 1006 amino acids. The record is from RefSeq and is a predicted model, not a curated record. NCBI's taxonomy places the organism in Eukaryota, Metazoa, Mollusca, Gastropoda, Neomphalida, Peltospiridae.
AUGAAAGACACGUGGGGUCACAAUGAAAAGUCAAUAGCGCGUAUGACCAUCAUCUACAGUAACACAAGCCAUGCUACGUCUUCUCAUCGACCCGGAUAUAUCGCAAUUUCCGGUACUGAUUUCAUCGUGUCAUUUCCUAACUACGUGAUGAAGGAGUCACCAACAAAUAAAAUUAGUUUAUACCUGUCGACUCCAGUGAAUCGUAACGUAAACGUUACCAUAACAGCACCAGAAUACACAGGAUCCUAUAAAAUUAACUUCAGUUUAGUGUUGACGCCUGGUUCUUCAAAGGAAUUCACAAUAAAGAGGGUAUUUCGCAUGCCCCCUGGAACUAGCAUUUCGACAAGGACACUAGUGAUCACAGCCUCUGAUCUAAUAGACGUUGUGGGCAGCAACAGAGAUGGCCUACAUGGAGAUUCAUUCAAUGCGAUACCAGACAACCUGUUAGGAAAGGAGUAUAUGGCUGUUUUAGUUAUGCAUCAUAAGGCUCCGAAAGACAUUGCCGCGUUCUUGACUGUCAGUGCUGGAAUCAGAGCUACGUCAACUCGGCUUACGAUCACAUUUCCACCAUGGGUAAAUGACGAACGUGUGUUUCUGAACGGCAGUUGGUAUGGUGCAGAAGAGUGCGCCGAGGUGUGGCUCAAGUCUCUGGAAACACUUCAGAUACAAACUGAGCACGAUUUGACGGGUACUUUCGUAAGAGCCAGCCAACCCGUGGCGGUGUACAGCGGAGUUAACCAAACAUUCAUCUUCCAAAAGCGCCCAAAAUGUAUUUGGUCACACUUGCUGGAUCAGAUGCCACCACUUGAUCGGGCAGGGUUGGAGUACGUCGCAUUCGAUUAUCCUAAAAGACCUUUUUUCCGUGGCUCUAACUGUAAAAUAGUCACCACACAGUCCAACACUACAUUGAUUAUAUCCGGGAUAUCUAAACAAGUGACAAAGAAGGGACAAUAUGUUAAGUUUACCUUAGAUCGCAGUAGUAAGUUUUAUUUUAUUACAGCAUCAAAACCAGUAAUAGUUUCUCUCGUCAGCCUAUCAUCAAGCAAAGCGGAUAGUAAAUUCGGUAACCCGAGUUUAAGCAUACUUACCCCAACAGACGGUGCGUAUCAGAACACUUCGUUCUCCUACAAGAUGCUGUCAACAUCGUACGUCACGAUUAUAGCUAGAAGCAAUAUCACAGAUGGUAUCAGAUUUGAUCAUAAAGCAAUCUCGGCGAAAUGGAAGCCGGUAGAGACCACCAAAUUCUAUAAGGCGGUGCAGGUCAAGGUCGAUAUAGCGUUCACUCCUCACACCAUCUACCACAUCGACGGGGACAAAUUCGUGGCGUACCUUCACACCGGAACGACGUGUGCAGCUCAUGCUAUAUCUCUAGGUAUCUCCGUGGAUGUCAUCAACCCGUCGAAAAAUGCCAAUCCACAGUGUCCUCAACCAACAACAUCCACAGCGAUGACGACAACACAGACAUCGACCUUACCAAUAUCUACCACCGAGCCACAGACAACCACCGUAACAUUAACAUCAACAACCACUUCACCUACAUCUAGCACUACACAAACAACCACCUUGCCAACAUCUACCACUACACAUACAACCACCCCGCCUACAUUUACCGCUAAACAGACGACCACCUCGCCUACAUCUACCACUACACAGACAACCACUUUGCCUACAUUGACCACUACACAGACAACCACAUCGCCUACAUCUACCACUACACAGACAACCAACUCGCCUACAUCUACCGCUAAACAGACAACCACCUCGCCUACAUCUACCAUUACACAGACAACCACCUCGCCUACAUCUACCACUAAACAGACAACUACCUCGCCUACAUCUACCACUAAACAGACAACCACCUCACCUACAUAUACCACUAAACAGACAACUACCUCGCCUACAUCAACCACUAAACAGACAACUACCUCGCCUACAUCUACCACUAAACAGACAACCACCUCACCUACAUAUACCACUAAACAGACAACUACCUCGCCUACAUCUACCACUAAACAGACAACCACCUCACCUACAUAUACCACUACACAGACAACCACAUCGCUUACAUCUACCACUACACAGACAACCACCUCGCCUACAUCUAUCACUACACAGACAACCAUCUCGCCUACAUCUACCGCUAAACAGACAACCACCUCGCCUACAUCUACCACUACACAGACAACCACAUCGCCUACAUCUAUCACUACACAGACAACCAUCUCGCCUACAUCUACCGCUAAACAGACAACCACCUCGCCUACAUCUACCAUUAGACAGACAACCACCGUACCUACAUCUACCACUAAACAGACAACUACCUCGCCUACAUCUACCACUAAACAGACAACCACCUCACCUACAUAUACCACUACACAGACAACCACCUCGCCUACAUCUACUAUUAAACAGACAACCACCUCGCCUACAUAUACCACUAAACAGACAACCACCUCGCCUACAUCUACAGCUAAACAGACAACCACCUCGCCUACAUCUACCGCUAAACAGACAACCACCUCGCCUACACCUACCAUUACACAGACUACAGCCUUGUCGACCUACACAACCAUCACCAUGGACUCCUCCAACACUAAGCCGACAACUGCCUUGUCAACAUACAGCACCACCAAUAUACAGACAUCCACCCCGCCGACAUCCACCCCGCGGACAGACACAACCACCACUACGCUGACAACAGCCUUCUCAACAGACACCACAGUCACUAGAGCGACAUCAGCGUUGGAGUCGUCAACAACGACCACGUCGCAUACAUCCAGUUUAUCCUCCGACACCACCACAACACAGACAACUACGUCACAUGUUGGAACAACCGAGUCGUGCCAGGUUUCUACCAGUGUACCGGGUGACGGGGUCGAUAAUGAUUGCGAUGGACGGACGGACGAAGAGACAUGCUGCCGCAACAGAGAACCCGCUGUGGGACCGUUCACUUGUUUGUGUCCACGAGCUCGAAUGCUGGGGAAUAAACCUCCACUCCACGUAGUCAGGUGCCGGAAGUGA